Molecule: messenger RNA, 930 nt
Organism: Fraxinus pennsylvanica
Lineage: Eukaryota; Viridiplantae; Streptophyta; Magnoliopsida; Lamiales; Oleaceae
Source: the annotation of a GenBank genome assembly
AUGUCCAAGUUCUUAUCAAAAAUCCUUCUUCCUAUAUUGAUGCGCGAGGCCGGGAUGUGUGAUGUUGAUGAAGAAAGCAUGAUGAUCUUAAACCCUAAUAUGAUCAUUGGAAAGUUGCAGAUUCAUAAUAUUGAAAACAAUUGUGGGCCGGUCGAAGAUGUUGAAGAAGAAGAAGAAGAAUAUGGGUGUGGAGAGACUGAACAAGAUGAUGAUGAUGCUGCUGCUGCAUGCAAGAAACUGAAAGAAAAUCCUGUCAAGAAAAUCAUUGAGAAUAAAUACAAAGCAGCCCUUGAAGUUACAUUAAGAGAAAAGUCUCCCAAGAAACCUGUUGUUGAAGACCCAUUGGAGAACGACUCGUUGAUUACGUCCUCUGAAUUCAGUGAGAGAAAAAGAAAGAAGGAGACAAAAAGGAAUGGCAGAAGUGGAGAAGGAUAUUCAUCAAGAAACUUCAAGAAAAGACGCAUUAAUCCGACGGAAGAGCCAGCGCCUCCAUUGCCCAUACAGUUCAAAAAUGCAAUCCUUGCCCUAGCACAAGGUAGAACUGUCUCGGAAGUAAAGUUGGUGAUACAGAAGCAAUUGUUCGCUAGUGAUAUGGCUAAGGAUCAAAAUCGGUUCACCAUUCCGGCAAAUCAGAUUAGAGAGGAGUUCCUGAGCAAUGAAGAGAAGAUAAAUCUGUCAAAGUACGUGAGUAAGGGACGAAAAAUGGCUAUGACAGUGAAGAUUAUUGAGCCAUUGCUUGGUGAAGGAACUGUGGAGUUGAGAAGAUGGGACUUGAAGAAAUAUUCAGGACGUUCGAGCUUGUCGUACGUGUUGAAUAAAACUUGGGGCGAAAUUCUUGAGAAUAACAAACUCGAGAUUGGGAAUGUCAUGCAACUUUGGGCUGCUCGAGUUGAUGAAGAAUUGCUGUUCGUGCUUGUCAAGCUUGCCUGA